This is a messenger RNA of Vicia villosa (hairy vetch), 615 nucleotides long. RefSeq lists its product as uncharacterized. NCBI's taxonomy places the organism in Eukaryota, Viridiplantae, Streptophyta, Magnoliopsida, Fabales, Fabaceae. The record is from RefSeq and is a predicted model, not a curated record. The coding region runs from base 53 to 391 and encodes 112 amino acids. Gene Ontology annotation, biological process: regulation of developmental process; innate immune response. The transcript has a single exon.
CAAUUGAGCAAUACAAUUCCAAUCAAAUAGGCUUUGAUUUUUACUCAACAUAAUGGAUACAAAACUCAAAUCCUCUCUCACAUUCCUCACAUUUAUUCUUCUUGUUUCCUUCUUUGUCACUUUGGCUCCUAAGCUAUCAGAUGCUAGGCCAUUGUUUAGUCCUUCACAUGGCAAUGAAGGUGUUAUUGGAGAGGUAAAUGGACAUUUUAGGACACUGAAAGGAGCUGGUCCAUCACCUGGAGUUGGACACAGGAUUAUUGGAGGGAUGAAAGAUUCUGGCCCAAGUUCUGGUGGUAUUGGACACAGGUUUAUUGGAGGCAUGAAGAAUUCUGGUCCAAGUUCUGGUGGUGUUGGACACAAAUACAUAACCAACAACAACAACCAUUCAUAAAGUUCACAUUCCCUUUUGCUUUUAUAGUUUAACAAUAAUGAUAUUGUUAUGACUCAUUACAAAUACUUAGUAUUAGUCCAUAUGAAAUUAAUUAUAUACAUUGAAGAUAAUAAGUAUUAAUCCGUGAUAUAUAAUACUAUCACAAAACCUGUUACUAAUUGAAGUUAAUAGUGAAAAGAUGCAUAUUGUAACAUGGCAUUGAUUUGAUAUAUACAGAUAUAAUU